Messenger RNA from Ciona intestinalis (vase tunicate), 2560 nucleotides. The record is from RefSeq and is a predicted model, not a curated record. NCBI's taxonomy places the organism in Eukaryota, Metazoa, Chordata, Ascidiacea, Phlebobranchia, Cionidae.
UUUCAUUACUCCUUUCAUUAGUUUCAUUCCACAAAUCACCCACACACUGUUGAUUCAUUUUUAUAAAUCCAGAUAUUUUAUGAUAGGCAUAAAUAUGCCUACGUAAUGUCAUGUGUUUAAUAGUCAUAGUUUGCCUCCAGGCUAAAAUUUUUGAUGCUAAGCUUUUACCAUCAUAGACUACAAUCUUACAGUCCCCAUUAGGUACAAGACUAACAGAUGCAUCACAUGAUACAUAUGGUUCUUCUUUUAUUGAUGCCAAUGUUUUAUAGGUUUUUUAAUGUGGCUAUAAACUUAAAGUAUAAUAGCCCCAAGCGACAUGAUCUAAAUUUUUAUACUUAUUUUCCUGUAUUUAUAUUUUAUGCGCGUCUUUUGUCCAAUACUAAUUGAUAGUACAACCAGUGUUUUUAAACGUUUGUUGGCUAGUUGAAUUGUUGCUAUAUUUCGAAAACUUGGCUGAACAUUUCAGUCUGUCAUACCACAUUAAUCAUUUGUCACAAAAUAACUCUCAUACCACUGUGCACUUUCAGAACUAGGUUAUUUUUUUCUAUAAUGUUAAUGUGCUAAUGCAAAAAAUAAUGGAACGAAAUGCAAGUCAAAGCAACUCUAGAAGGGGCAUCCAUGUUGAUCAAUCAGAAUUAAUGUGCAAGAAUGGAUGUGGAUUUUACGGGAACUCACAAUGGCAGGGUUACUGUUCAAAAUGUUGGCGUGACAUUUACACACAAAACCAGCAAAAGUUGCAGCAGCAGAUUGAUCUGGAUCAUGAGUAUGCAAUGAAGUUACAAAAAGAGGAGGACAACCAACAUCCUCCUCCAGAGUCCAUCAUCCCAUCCUCCAAUCCAUCUCUUCCUCAAACUCCUGUCUCCCGUCAUCCCGUUGUAAACCAAUCUCCAGCUCCAAAGUUGGAAGCCUUAGACAGUUCAUUCAAGCAAUUUGAAGACAAGCGAGUUCACACUAAAGGUUUCAGGGGACGAGGCUUCAAAAAGUUUUUUUCCCCUUCAUCUGAACAAACAACCGUCUCACCAUUGGUGGCUAAAACUAAAUCACCUCCUACAAGAAAAUCCAUUCAAAGUCCUUCAAGUUGGCUGUUUGCUGAACGUCAACAAAGUUUUGAAAGCAAGCGAGCUUCAAAAGACUUUGUGGACUUCAUCGUUGCAUUUCAAGAACCUGCAGCUAAAGAUGUGCUCAAGAAAUGCAAGGAAUUUAUGGAUAAACUUGUUUCUAAUAAGGAAAACAGCAUAGAUGAAAAAUCUGACAUGGUUCAAGAUUUUUACCAAGUGAUGGCUGAACGACUGAUGUCUCAUCCUAACUUCAAGAGUUACACUUAUGAGGAAGAUAGAAACAAAAUUAUGGACAAUAUCGAGAAGUUUAUUAUGACACGAAUUUACAGAGAUGUAUUUUGUAAUGAUCAAACAGAUGAUGAAAUUGAAGAUUUAAAAGUUCAGACACGAAUUCGAAACCUGCACUGGAUAACAGCAGCUAUGCUCGAUGCUAAUGUUGAUACAAGCAAACCAUUUGUGUCUGAGUGUGCUGACAAAGCUAUCACUGCCAUUAUUGAAAUGGAUUCAAAGCGAGCUCCACAAGAUAAGUUGACGUGCGUUACACGAUGUAGUAAAAGUGUUUUUGAAGCUAUCCGACAUUCAAAGCCUGACGACACACCGGCAAGUGCAGAUGAUUAUCUUCCAGCACUCAUCUACAUAAUAUUGAAAGCCAAUCCUCCAUUAUUAAAAUCUAAUAUCCGAUAUAUCACCCGAUUCUCCAACCCCAUCCAUAUUAUGUCUGGUGAGGAUGCUUACUACUUUACUAACUUGUGUUGUGCUGUGAGUUUCAUUGAAAACGAGGAGACGGGUUUAAACGCUUCAAGUUUGUCUUUGACUGAGAUUGAGUUCGGUGCUUACAUGAGAGGAGAGAUGCCGACAAGUGAGAAAAGUGAAUUAAAAGAGAGAGAGUUAUGUGCGGGGUUGCAACUCAUGUAUAAGAACCUUAAUGAUCUUGCAUCUCUUCAUGAAAGAACUGAUAGAUUAUUUGACGAAGCUAUGCAAAUGAAGAAAGGAAUACAGCGACACUCACUACACGUAAAAGAACAGGUUGAGAAGAUGCUUUCAGAAACGACUCCUUUACCAGAAGCAGCUUCUACUAAUGGACCACCAAAUUAUUCUCAUGAUGAAACCGCAAUUGAUAUUCGGUCUCGGUCAUCCUCUGCUUUAGAUGAAGAUUUAUUUGAUGCAGGUUUAUUACCUCCUCCACUACUGCCCACUGUAGCACAUAGAUAGUUUUCCAAUAUAACGCUGUUUCUUCUAUACUUUGUGGUGCACACUUUGCAAUACUAAUUCCAUGUGCAUUUUUCGAAACUUUGAAAAAAUAAAAAUUUGUUGUUCUACAUUACUGCAUUAGUUUAUAGUACAACAUGCAUUACACUUAUAGUUUUGUAUAGAAAAAAGUUUGGCACAUUAUUGUUUUGUUUCGAAUAUAUUUUUCCAAAUACUUACUGCUCCCUAAAUACUAUCCUAUUAUUCCUAUUAUUAUUUUUGAUUUCAAAUCGAAAUAAAGAAACAUAAAAUGA